AUGAAUGUUGCUAAUCCCAUCAUAGGGAAUGGGAUCUCAGUCAUCAAUCAGGCCCAUGUGGAAGGGAUGCCUAACAAUCCAAAUGUUGCACACACUUACCAUGUCCCUAUCCAGGGAGGUUCCCAAGCUGGUAUAGAAGACCAUGAUGGAGACUUCUUCAUGCCUAGGAAUGAGUCAGUGUACGAACCUUUCGGGCCACCACAAAAUGAAUAUGAAAGGAAGCUCAAGAUGAUGGAUGAAAGAGUUCGAGCCAUUGAGGGCCCUAACACCUUCGGGCUGGAGGCUGCUGAUAUGUGCUUAGUCCCAGGGAUCAAGAUCCCAGCUAUGUUCAAGGUACCUGCCUUCGAGAAAUAUCAGGGAAACACUUGCCCCAAGACCCAUGUCAGGUCUUACUGCAGGAAAAUGGCUGCGUAUUCGGGCGAUGAAAAAUUGUCGAUACAUUUCUUUCAAGACAGUCUCAGCGGAGCAUCCCUCGAAUGGUACAUGCAGCUUGAACGGUCGCAUGUAGGUUCUUGGAGAGAGUUAGAUGAAGCUUUCUUGAAGCACUACCAGUAUAACAUUGACAUGGCGCCAAAUAGGAUGCAACUCCAGAGCUUGACUCAGAAAUCCGAAGAAUCCUUCAAGGAAUACGCACAGCGUUGGAGGGACCUAGCUGCUAGGGUCCAGCCACCUAUGCUUGAGAAAGAGCUGGUUGAUAUGUUCAUGGGAACACUUCAGGGCCCAUACUAUGAGAAGCUGGUAGGGAGUACGUCGGCUGGGUUCUCUGAUCUGGUCGUUGUUGGUGAAAGAAUUGAAAUUGGUGUAAAGGCUGGAAAGAUCCUGAACCCCGUUAAUGUUGCCAAUGGGGCGAAGAAACCUUACAGCGGUUUUCCCAAGAAAAAAGAGGGAGAGACCAACGCCACAUCAACAUGCAAGGGGAAGGGUAAGGCUUACCGAACCCCGUAUUAUCAGGUCGCAAAAGUGACCCCCAACCACUAUCAACCACCCACAUACGCUAUUCCUGCCGCUCCACAGCAAGUCCCUGGCCAGCCGCCUGCUCAGUACCAGCAGCCGUACGCUCCCAGGCCGAACAAUUAUCAACAAUACCCACCAGGCCAACAACGUCCCAGAAGACAAGAGAGGAGACUCGAUCCCCUUCCUAUGAGCUGCAGUCAACUACUAAACCAUCUGUUGAACUGUUCUCUUAUUAAGCUCAGGGAAGCCAAGCCCCCACCGUCACCACUCCCACCGGGCUACGAUGCAAACGCACGAUGCGAGUUCCACACUGGGGCACCCGACCAUACUCUUGAUAACUGUAAAACGUUCCGGUAUAAAGUGCAAGAUCUCCUCGACUCAAAGGCCAUAUCGUUCGCGCCAGCAAGGCCCAAUGUCAACAACAACCCGAUGCCUCCUCACUUCGGACAUCCCGUGAACAUGAUCCAAGAGUCCGCUGUGGUCGACCGUAUCUCAAAGGUCGACAUGAUAAAGACUUUGUUACUGGAAGUAAAGAAACAAUUGCUCCUAAGGAACGUGUUCCCUGGAUGCACUGAUGACUGUGCGCGUUGUGGGGAUACCCCACAAGGUUGUGAAGAGCUUAGAGAAGGUGUUCAAAUGCUGAUAGAUCAAGGUAUCUUCCUAGUAGAACAUUCCUCAGCAGCCGACGAGGUGUCUACUCUGGAGAUACCCUACUAUCCAGUACAAAUACCUGUUGAGAAUGCUCCCACGACGCCCUUGGUAAUCGUUGUACCGGCUCCGUUCUCGUACGAAAGUACCAAGGCCAUCCCCUGGAACUAUAACUCCACAAACUAUCUGCAUGGGCGAAAACUCGAAGAAAGGAUGGCCAAAGCUCGAAAGACUUUGGUAAUCCAUGUACCCUCUGAAAUUCCCGAACAUGCCGAGGUACAAAAAUCAGUGGAAGUGCAAGAGCCAGUAGUGAACAUUACAGGCACUAGCGGCAUGACCCGGAGCGGCCGCAUAUUCGCUGCACCACCCCCGCCACCAGAAAAAGAGGAUCUAGGAACUAACGCCAAGAGCAAGGGUAAGCAAUCUGCCGGCCCGGAGCAGGAGCAAACCCAAACUCAAGGCAAAGUUGCGCCAGAUGAUGUGGAAGAGUUCCUCCGCAUCAUAAAGAAAAGCGACUAUAAAGUGGUUGAUCAUCUCAACCAAACCCCGUCCAAGUUCUCUAUAUUGUCACUACUACUGUGCUCUGAGGCCCAUCGAGAUGAUCUACUCAAGUUUCUCAGCGCCGCUCAUGUGCCCCAAGAAAUCACCGUCAACCAAUUUGAAGGGGUAGUGGCUAAUAUAGCUUCGAAAGGAUGCCUAUGCUUUUGCGAUGAUGAGUUGCCUCCCGAGGGCAAAAAUUAUAACAAAGCCUUACAUAUAUCCAUAGAGUGA
Molecule: messenger RNA, 2373 nt
Organism: Lathyrus oleraceus (garden pea)
Lineage: Eukaryota; Viridiplantae; Streptophyta; Magnoliopsida; Fabales; Fabaceae
Exons: 1
Coding region: 1-2373 (790 amino acids)
Source: RefSeq, a predicted model, not a curated record